AUGCAUCCACGGUGGUCGGUGGCGCUGCUCUUCCUCGCGCAGCGCUGCUGCGGUAUUCGGCCUGAGCUUGUCGCGGGGCUCGGAUCGGCAGAGCCUUCCGACAUCCAGGAUUCCCAUCAAGCUGCGUCCUCGCUCAUCCUCCUGACUGAUCAGGCAGUUGAGACCUCGAAGCCGCAGUCAGGGCCAAAACUACAACCUACCGGAGUUCAGGCGCAAGUGGCCCUGGCGGUGCCGAAGGCCCCAAACGACGAGCUGCUCAAGGCCACCCUAGCGAGGACCCAAGGAAGUGCAUCAUGGUGCACCAGGGAUGUCUUGCUGGGUGCGCUGGGCGGGCUGGGAAUCCACGAAGCCGGGCCUCCUUGCAGCUGGCAAGGCAUCGCCUGCUCCUUCAGAGGCUGCGUGACCAAGAUCGAGCGGCGAGCCGCGGUAGGGAACAUCGAGUGGCUGCGAAAUCUCACCACCCUCAGAGACCUGAUUCUCCCCUUCACGCAAGUCUUUGGCGACCUGAGGGCCCUGUCCCCGCUGACCCGGCUUCGAGAUCUGCACCUCCGCAGCACGCAGGUCACUGGUGACCUCAAGGCCUUGUCCCCACUCAUCUCGCUGAAAGCUCUGCAUCUCGAUGGCACGCAGGUCUCGGGCGACAUCGCGGCCCUCUCACCGCUCACCAUGCUCCAUACACUGUACCUCCGUGGCACACAGGUCUCCGGAGACAUCCAGGCCUUGUCCCCAUGCACCUUGCUCAAGAAGUUGUCUAUCCCUGAGUCGCAGAUUUCCGGCGACCUGAAGGCCCUGGCCCCGUGUACCAGGCUCCGGUUCCUGUCCCUCCGAAACACGACGGUCUCUGGCGACCUCAAGGCCGUGGCCCCACUCACAUCACUGAAGAAGCUACAUCUCCUUGACACACGGGUCUCUGGCGACCUGGAGACCCUGUCCCCCCUCGCCAUGCUCGAGUCGCUGUCCCUCUCGCACACGCAGGUCACUGGCGACCUCCAGGCCCUGUCCCCACUCAAAGCACUUCGGCGCCUCCUCUUGCGACGCAGCCAAGUCCAUGGCAACCUCGGCAGCUUGCGAUAUCAGACGAAGUUGACAAAGUUGGACCUCGGCAGCCUCAGCGACGUGGAGGGCGACCUGGGCAUCCUUCGAAACCUCAGUCAUCUGGAGCAGGUUUACCUUGCUGACACCGGCAUCAGUGGGAUCUUCUCGCUUCAGUGGCGGGGCUGCUGCAAGAAGCUGCGAAGGAUGGAGCUGGCCGGGAGCCGUGUGGGUGGCCUCCUGGACCCCGUGGACGACCUGCACUUUUCCACGCAGGACCGGAUGCUGCCCAGCCUUCAGACUUUAGACGUGAGGCGUUGUCCACUCAACGGCUCUGUGGCGCAGCUGCUGCUGCCGCUGGCAGCGACUCCGAUCGCUAGCCUGGCAGCCUCCGGAUGCGGUCUCCAUGGUGAGGUUCCCGCGCUGGACAUGAUGCAGGUGCAAAUUGACAAAACCAUCUUUACGUCGUGGUCCAGCAUGCUGAAAGAGACGUUGCAUGCCCUUGACAUCUCAAGCAACGCCGUGACCUCCCUCUACUCGCUUCCUUCAACUUUGCAAUUGGACCUGCGCCACAACACCGUCCCUCUCACCAUCGGCAGUCAGACCCUGGCCGAAGCAGCCCAUUUGAGGCUCGACCUAAAUCUUGAGGGUACACAGCUGGCAAAUCGGGAGGAAGUCCGAACCUUGCUUGGGACGGAGCUGGAGUUGAGCAAGUCGAGGUCUUAUGCCAAUGAAACUGGUGGCUACAUUUGUGCUGGCUUCACCCUCGCCUCUCUCCAUGUCACGCCGGAUCUGUUCCUGCCUGAUGACAUGUGCGUCUGCCUUCAGGGCUACCAGGGAACGGGCACCAUGUGCAAAACGUGUCCGGCCAGCACUUUUGCUGCCGAAGAGGGGCAGACACGAUGCGAGCCAUGCCCGGCAAACAGCAGUGCGCCCCAGGGGUCCUCCUCCCUGGAGGCCUGCGCAUGCGAGUUCGGCCGGCCACGGGGGCCUGAAGGCAACCGAAGCUGUCAAUGUGACGCGCACAGCGCGCUGCUCGACGGCCACUGCGUUGCCUGCAGCAAGCUCCACCUCCAGUGCCUCCAAAACGGCACCGUGGCCGAGGCAGCACUCCCUGAGCGGGGCUACGCUCGCCUGCCGGCUGCUGGGGUCUUCCGCUGCCUGGACCCACUGCGCUGCCCUGGGCAGCUCCCCUGCGCCACGGGCUAUGGUGGCCCCCUCUGCGCAACCUGUGCGCCAGGCCACCGCUCUGCGAGCAACCUGUGCGCAGCGUGCGCGGACGUGGAGGACGUGGAGUGGAUGGAGGUCCUCAAAGCCGUGUCCCUGGCGACUCUGCUGCUUUGCCUGGGCGUGGCUGCCGCAUACCUUCUCAGGUCCUGUAUACCACCCUUUGGUCCUGGCGUCCGGUGUGCGUGCGGGCUCCUGGCAUCACAAGGACUCGUGCUGCUACAGCUGGCACAGCUGUGGGCUGUCGUGGCGCGCCUGGCAAAGUUGGCUCAAGAAGCGGCGCAGGAAGCUGCCCAAGAAGACCUGGCAGCCAGCGUCAAGACCGCCACAGAUGUUCAGAGUGAUCCCAUGCUGACUUACAUCGAGAUCUUGCAGCUCAGGGGGAUGGAGCUUGCGAGUUUCGUGGACCUGCAGUGCCGUUUCGAUGGUACGAACGUCAGGUCACUCGCAGCACUCGCGACGCCGCUGCUCCCGGUGGUGGUUCUGGCGAGCUGCGCAUGCCUGGAGCUGUGCUCAUGCGGCACAGGAGUCAGCAUGGCCCUGAAAGCUCUGGCCGUGCUCUUCGUGGGCGGAGCCUCGGGGGCUGCGCAGCUUCUUGGGUGCCAGGGCCAUGACGGUGAAGGACGAACCAUUCCGAAGGAGGCUGCUUUUCGGCCCCUGUUCCCACACCUGCUGUGCGCCGACAGCACCGGAUUUGCAGGUUGGGUUGAUAACAUCGGCUUCGGCAGUGGUGCCAUCUACGCCGUCGCCGUCCCACUUUUUCUGGCUUUCCUGUUUCUCAAGCAGAAGGUCACGCUUCAGCAGAGCAAGACCUACCUUGCAAGCGCGGGCCGUGGGAAGACGAAGAACGAAGUGCGGUUGACCAUUUCCCUUUGCAAUACCUCCACGCCUUUGGAGGACAACAUCCUUCAGAAGCGCCUGCUUGCAGCCGCGGCAGCAUACUUGGCGGCGAGCGUUCGGGGGCGUGCCUUCGUCGAGUUGGGCAAGGACUCAGUGUCCGUGAUCCGGACGCAAAAGGACGACAGUGGUGUCUACGACCUGUCAGCAGAAAGCUUCAUCAUGGAAACCAACAAGAUGGAAGUUGAAACCCUGCGCCGCAAUUCGAUGAUGCAGAUGCUGACAGAAAGGAGCAUCCUCGAGGAGGUGCAGUCUGACAGAAUGAUGAUUGGGGCAAAGCAGCUGCUCAGCAAAUACGCCUGCUGCAACAACGUGUGGAUGGAGGUGGCACUGAAAUUGGCCUCUGCGGUCUUGGUCUCCGUGGUCGCCACGCAAGACGGCAUGUGGCUCUCGGUGGCCGUGACCCUUGGCAUGGCGCUGAUAAUUGGCGUGGCGCAGCCCUUCGCGCAGCCCCAGGCGAACACCCUCCAGAGUUUCUGCUUCUUGUGUCUGGGCGUGGCCGCGGUGGCCUUCGCGCACCACGACCGUUGGAUCCCGCGCCUGGCCCUCGCGGCGCCAGUGGUGCUGGUGGCUUUUCAGCUUCGGCGGCCAGACUCUGCCGAGGCACUGGCGCUGCGCCUCCAACAGGAACUGGAGGAGCAGCUCCCGUCCCUGCGCCGCGGUGAGUGCCUCCAAGUGCAAGCAGAAGAGCUGCGGCUCUUUUGA
This is a messenger RNA of Symbiodinium natans, 3861 nucleotides long. Lineage: Eukaryota; Dinophyceae; Suessiales; Symbiodiniaceae. The record is from the annotation of a GenBank genome assembly.